Messenger RNA from Miniopterus natalensis, 6232 nucleotides. It is a transcript of the gene MLH3, whose product is annotated as mutL homolog 3. The record is from RefSeq and is a predicted model, not a curated record. Gene Ontology annotation, molecular function: ATP-dependent DNA damage sensor activity; protein binding; ATP binding. NCBI's taxonomy places the organism in Eukaryota, Metazoa, Chordata, Mammalia, Chiroptera, Miniopteridae. Gene Ontology annotation, cellular component: mismatch repair complex. Gene Ontology annotation, biological process: mismatch repair.
UAUGAACAACUGUAAACCUACUUUUGCCCCACUCUGUAUAAGCAGUUAUAGCUCUGAUUUUCCCAGGUUUCAAAAACUAGCCCUGCCAGCAAGAGGUCUAGACAGUGCUGCUCUCUCAACUAAGAAGAAGGGAUAGGACCUUUAAUUACACUAUUUUUAUAUAUAUAUAUUUUUUUAACCUGUGAGGAAAUUUUAAAAAUCAAGGUUAGACAGUCCUUUACCAUCAUUGUUAUUGGCAAGGUAGUUUGUAGCCAUUGUAAAGACCAGAGUAUUAACACAAAGAAUAUUCAUAAUAAGAACCUUCUGAAAACUUUUUAUCAAAGUAAAAUCAAAUGAUAGAGAAUGGCUUAUAAUGAAAAGGAACUUUCCUGCCUUAGCCUUUCCCAUUCCCAGCCUUUUCCCCGAGGUUAACUACACUUAACCAUAAUAAUAUAGUAAUUAUUAACAAUAGCCUUGUUAUGCCCAUCUCUUCUUGAUACAAUAAUUUGACUUUAUUCCCUCCUGUUCUUUCACCUUAUCACAACAUCUUAAUACUUCUUACAAGUUUUUCUAAAAGUCAUGGUUAUUGUGUAAUGUAUAAAUGUUAUGAAACUAGCUUAGAUUUUUGUGUGUGAAUACUUUCUAGCUAAUGUUAGCGGAAUUUAGGCAUCUGUUUUUUGUGAAGUGAUUAGAAUUUCGAACACUGUUUUCACGGGUCAGCUUCAAAUGUGAUUAUGAUCUCACUUUAGGGCAUGUGGGAUUUAGACGGGGUCAGUGAAAAUGAUGAAAUUAUCAGGGCUGCUUUGGAUGUUAAGUUCAUUGCAUCAAACCUGAGCUGCGUGAGCUGCCUAGAGAUCAGAGCUGUCAUUUGUUUUGUUUUACAAUGUGUUUUAGUAAGAGAUUUCAUUUACAUCAAAUGAUAGUCUUUCAUAAUGCUUCAGAGAAAUGGGUAAUGCUAUGUAAUUCUGAAGCUUUGAUAGGUGUGUUUUUGUUUUAUUUUUCUCCCAAAGGCAAUUAUUUAUACUCAGAGAAGGAAACCACUGCCUGGCAUUCUCACCAGCUUUCCACCUGCCAUGAUCAAGUGCUUGUCAGAUGAAGUACAAGCCAAAUUGCGUUCUGGUUUGGCUAUAUGCUCCUUAGGCCAAUGUGUGGAGGAGCUUGCCCUCAACAGUCUUGAUGCUGAAGCAAAAUGUGUGGCUGUGAGGGUGAACAUGGAAAUCUUCCAAAUUCAAGUGAUUGACAAUGGAUUUGGGAUGGGAAGUGAUGAUGUAGACAAGGUGGGAAAUCGUUAUUUCACUAGUAAAUGCAACUGCAUACAGGACUUGGACAACCUGAGGUUUUAUGGUUUCCGAGGGGAGGCCUUGGCCAGUAUAGCUGACAUGGCCAGUGCUGUGGAAAUUUCAUCCAAGAAAAAUGGAACAGUGAAGACUUUUAUGAAACUGUUUCAGAAUGGAAAAGCCCUAAAAGCUUGUGAAGCUGACUUGACUAGACCGAGUGCUGGAACAACGGUAACAGUGUAUAACCUAUUUUAUCAGUUACCUGUAAGGAGGAAAUGCAUGGAUCCUAGACUGGAGUUUGAGAAGGUUAGGCAAAGGAUAGAAGCUCUCUCACUCAUGCACCCUUCCAUUUCUUUCUCUUUGAGAAAUGAUGUCUCUGGUUCCAUGGUUCUUCAACUCCCUAAAACCAAAGACAUAUGUUCCCGAUUUUGUCAAAUUUAUGGACUAGGUAAGUCCCAAAAGUUAAGAGAAAUACAUUUUAAACACAAAGAGUUUGAGCUUAGUGGCUAUAUCAGCUCUGAAGCCCACUACAAUAAGAAUAUGCAGUUUUUGUUUGUGAACAAGAGGCUAGUUUUAAGAACGAAAUUGCAUAAACUCAUUGACUUUUUAUUAAGAAAAGAAAGUAUUAUAUGCAAGCCAAAAAACAGUUCUGCCAGUAGGCAAAUGAAUUCAAGUCCUCGGCAUCGGUCUAACCCAGAACUCCAUGGGAUAUAUGUAAUCAAUAUACAGUGCCAGUCCUGUGAAUAUGAUGUGUGUAUGGAGCCAGCAAAAACUCUGAUUGAGUUUCAGAACUGGGAUACUGUUUUGGUUUGCAUUCAGGAAGGAAUGAAGAUGUUUUUAAAGAAAGAAAAAUUAUUUGUGGAAUUAUCAGGUGAGGACAUUAAGGAAUUUAGUGAAGAUAAUGAUUUUAGUUUAUUUAGUGCCACUCUACAGAAGCAUGUGUCCUCGGAUGAGAAGUGUGACAAAGUCAGUUUCCAAGAAGCAUGUAAUAAUAUUUUAGAUUCCUAUGAAAUGUUUAAUUUGCAAUCAAAAGCUGUAAAAAGAAAAGCUACAGAAAACAUAAACACACAGAAUUCUAGGGAUUCAGAAGCUAUCAGAAAAAAGACAAAUGAUUCAUUUUUGUAUAUUUAUGAAUCAGAUGGCCCAGGUCAUAGUAAAAUGACAGAGUCAACUUUACAAAACAAGGAUAGCUCUUGCUCAGAAUCAAGGGUCUUAGAACAAGAGAGAGCUAGAGCUUCAGAAUCAGAAAAUGAGAAACAUAAAAAAUCUUGCUUGAAACUUAACUCUUCAGAAAAUCCAUGUGGAACCAGUUCAGAAAUGUUUGCAAGCCCUUUCCAGACAUUAGAUCACUUUGAGGAGAGUGGAGAAGAUCUAGAAAUACAGAAAAUAAGUACUGCUGUUGAUGGCAUGGCUACUGACAUCCUGAAAAAGAAUAGAAUUCAGAAUCAGCUAGACACAUUUAAAGGUGCUACUGAAAUGGGACACCAGCCUCUGCCUUUUGAGACAAUGUUAUUGGGAGUACAUGGUGCUCAGGGGGAGGAAGAGAAAAGAGAAAAAGAAUCUAGUAAUUGUGGAAGAAUAAACGUCUUUAGUUAUGGACAAAUUAAAUUAUGUUCCACUGGCUUUAUAACUCAUGUGGUACAAAAUGAACCAACUGAAACAGAACAUCUAUUUAAAAACUGUGUUCGACCCGGUCCUGUGAGUGCCAAAGAAACACUUGAAAAUAGAACACGCCAUUCAGUGGAGACUCCAGACAUCAAAGAUUUAACCAGCACUUUAAGUACAGAAUUUGCUCAACUGCCCAACCAAAAAUUGCGCAGAGCAAAUAUAGGUUAUAGGCUAGAGAAUAACUCUAUACCGACUUACAGAAAAUCUGCUAUUUUGCAGGAAGGUAGUAAAAAAUUACACCCAGGUGGCCUGUUACCGGACAUAUCCCCUUUCUCUUGGUGUAGGCACAUUUCAGAUGGGAGUGGGAGAAAAGGUAAGUCGGUUGGUUUCUCCAGACCCAUAGCCCCUAAGAAGCUAAGCUUAAAUUCACAGCUAGGAUCUUUAGAGAAGUUUAAGAGACACUAUGGGAAGGUUAAACAUCCUCUGAAUACAGAACCGGAUGAAAAUAAUUUUGAAAUCAAUACCAAUCUCAGUCCUCAGGUCGAACCUGGCAUUCCACAGAGAGACAAAAACCACUUAGGCAACGCUGAUAUGUGUAAAACCACCCCUGUGAAACACAAUGACUCCAGUAGUAGUUGUCAACCAGUAAGCCACAUCCUUUACUCAGAAAACUUCCCAUUCUCCGAGGAAGAAGACUGCUUACAACACCAGAUGCCUCACUUAAGAGAAAGUCCUAUAAUUCUAAAGGAUCUGCAUCACUUGAACAGAAAACCUUUGGAUGUGGAGAAAUCACCUGACUCACUAGCCUCUAAAUUAUCCAAAAUGAAAGGUUCUGAAAAAGAGACUCAAACAGUGGAGAUGAUGAGUCAUUUUACUGAACUUCCACAAGCAGAUUCCAGUAGGAAAGACAGUGACUUGUGCAGUGGGUUAUCCCUAGAUUCUUGUAUGUUAUUUAAAAAUGAGCAUAAAAAAACAGGGAGUGUCAUCAUCCCGAUGUUAGACUCUGUCACACAGGAUAAUUCUUCCAAUAAAGAUAGUGAAACAUAUUCUAACAACAGUACAACAGAGAACUCUGUGGUACCAGAAACAAAUUUGGCAGUAGCCAAUAAUAAUUCUGCAGUUAUUAGUAAAGAUUCAGAUGUUCUUACAGCUUCGGAGCAGCAGAUGAGAAGUCCUAACUCUCCCAGAGGAAUGUUAAUGGAUCACAGAGGCGAUUCCACAACCAACCCAAGUGGAAGUUGUUUGCAGAGUGAGGACUCUAUAGCAGGAACUUGUUCUGGAAAUGAAGAGUCGAACACGUGUGCUUUGGGUUGGCAGCAGCAUUUCGAUGUAGCCCUGGGAAGAACGGUUUAUGUCAACAGAACAACUGGCCUUAGCACAUUCGUUCCUCCUCCUGAGGACAUUCGGGCUGCUUGUACUAAGGAUCUGACAACUGUGGCUGUGGAUGUCAUACUUGAGAAUGGGUCUCAGUACAGGUGUCAUCCUUUUAGAAGCGACCUUGUUCUUCCUUUCCUUCCUAGAGCUCUGGAAGAGAGGACUGUGAUGAGACAGACUAACAGAGGUACUGUAGAAGAUGCUGUUGGGAGUGGAUCACUUCAGUCCUUGUUCUCGGAAUGGGACAAUCCAGUAUUUGCCCGUUAUCCAGAGGUUGCUGUUGAUGUAAGCAGUGGUCAGGCUGAAGGCCUAGCUGUUAAAAUUCACAACAUCUUAUAUCCUUAUCGCUUCACCAAGGACAUGAUUCAUUCGAUGCAGGUUCUCCAGCAAGUGGAUAACAAGUUUAUUGCCUGUUUAAUGAGCACUAAGACUGAGGAAAGUGGCAAAGCAGGUGGAAAUUUGCUAGUCUUGGUGGAUCAGCAUGCUGCCCAUGAGCGUGUUCGUUUGGAGCAGCUUAUUAUUGAUUCCUAUGAGAAGCAACAGCCACAGGGCUCUGGUCGGAAGAAAUUGCUGUCUUCCACUGUAAGUCCUCCACUAGCGAUAACAGUAACAGAGGAACAAAGGAGACUCUUAUGGUGUUAUCACAAAAAUCUGGAAGAUAUGGGCCUUGGAAUUAUAUUUCCAGACACUAGUGAUUCUCUGGUCCUUGUAGGAAAAGUACCACUCUGUUUUGUAGAAAGAGAAGCCAAUGAACUUCGAAGAGGAAGAUCUACCGUGACCAAGAGUAUUGUGGAGGAACUUAUUCGAGAGCAAGUGGAGCUACUCCAGACCACAGGAGGCAUCCAAGGGACAUUGCCACUGACUGUCCAGAAGGUGUUGGCAUCUCAAGCCUGCCAUGGGGCCAUUAAGUUUAAUGAUAGCCUGAGCUUAGAGGAGAGCUAUCGCCUUAUUGAAGCUCUGUCCUGGUGCCAGCUGCCAUUCCAGUGUGCUCAUGGGAGACCCUCCAUGCUGCCAUUAGCUGACAUAGACCACUUGGAGCAGGAAAAACAGAUUAAACCCAAUCUUGCAAAACUUCGCAAAAUGGCCCAGGCCUGGCAUCUCUUUGGAAAAGAAGGAUGUGAUACGAGGCAAAGCCUACAGGCAUCCAUGCCUCCUUGUGAGCCACCAUGAGAACAGAAUUACUGAUCUGUAAGGAACCAAGGGGAUGCUAACGAUAUGCCUCUGAGCAGAGCAUAAACAGCAGGUACCAGCAGUCGUGACGGAACCCGCCCAGGGCACCUGAGCAACGUAUCAGUCUUCCUUGAGGAGAUGAUCCCUCUAGUUGAGUAGCCAGAUGAAAUUCAAGCCUAAAGAUACUUCAUUCGUUUACAUCCAUGGACACAGGAGGUUGCCCUAUAAUAUCUACUUUUUGUAACUUAUUUAGGGAUAAAAUUUUAAUCAUUUAUUCUCUGUCUGGUUGGUUGGUUUGUGGUUUUCUUGGGGUGGGAUGUGGGAUUUUUUGGUUUGGUUUUGCAGUUUUUUCCAGCCUCAUAAUUUGCAUUGAUGACCAUUUACCUGAUGCUGAACUCCGAGGAACCAGGUCUGCCUUUCUAGCCUGCCCGGGGCCCUGCUGCAUUCCCCUCCCUUUCCUUCAGGCUUCUUGGCUCCCCUCUGCUGCUGCUUACACUCCAAACCUCAGACUUGAAGAGUUUCUCUGCCCUCAGGAAACACUCUGCCGUCUUCCAUCAGGCCUAUAGUUAGAUUAUUUUAGGGAUCAAAGCAAUUGAUAAAGAGAAACAAGGACAAGGAUAGAGGGAGAAAAUUGAAGUCCUUGUCUUCGUUUUUUGUUUUAUCGUCACUUUAAGAACUCUGACUGAUGUUGUUCAUAUCCCAAACCAGUAAAACAAUGCAAGUACUGUGAACUUGUUUUUUAAAAUAUGAUUUUUUUGUACUUUAUAAAGUAUCUCUUUAUGUGAAAGCAAUUUUCGUAUUAAAAUGCAUUUAUUCUCAACCUA